AGACAAAGGCAUCCGAAAGUGAAGUGCAAGCCCGGUCCACACAUGGGCGUGCAAUGAAUCUCUGAAAACUCAGCGUUAAGGCUCCAACAGCCGUGAUCAUAUUGGUAUCAAACAGCCUACUACUCCGUACUUCUUUCGAGCUCACUCAGACAUCAACUGGUGAGCGGUGGUGUCGUGGUGACCAUGGCGCCUGCCCUCCUCGCCGCCGUCGUGCUGGCCGCGGCGGCGUCGCUCGCGGCCCACGUCGCGCUCAACUGCCCCGUGAAGCCGCUGCCGUCGCCUCCGCCGCCACCCACUCCGCCGCCCAACAACCUCCUCCAGAGGCUGGAGAGGCUUGGGGAAGGGGCGCUGGACGCGCCGGAGGACGUGUACGUGGACGCGGCGGCCGGCGGGGCGCUGUACACGGCCACCAGGGACGGGUGGCUGCAGCGGAUGCACCCGAACAACGGGUCCUGGGAGCGGUGGCGCUUCGUCGGUGGCACGGGGCUGCUCGGCAUCACGCCGUCCGCCGACGGCACCAUGCUCGUCUGCGACGCCGACAAGGGACUUUUGAGAGUCGGGGAGGAAGGAGUGACCCAUCUUGCUUCGGAGGUCGACGGCUCCACCAUCAGGUUCGCAGACGCGGCGAUCGAAGGCUCCGACGGCACGGUCUACUUCAGCGAUGCCAGCACCAGGUUCGGCUUCGACAGGUGGUACCAUGACUUCAUAGAGUCCAGCGCCACCGGCCGCCUCCUCCGGUACGACCCGCGCAGCGGCAAGACGUCCGUCGUGCUCGACGGGCUCGGCUUCGCCAACGGCGUCGCCCUGCCGAGGGACGAGGCCUUCGUGGUCGUCUGCGAGUCCAGCAGGUUCAGGUGCAUGAAAGUGUGGCUGAAAGGGGAGAAGGCCGGCAAGGCAGAGACGUUCGUCGACCUUCCGGGGUGUCCGGAUAACAUUCGCCUCGGGUCAGACGGUCACUUCUGGAUUGCCCUCAUCCAGCUGAGGUCGCCAUGGCUGGAUUUCAUCACCCGCUGGACCUUCACGAAGAGAGUGGUGGCUUCGUUCACCGGGCUCAUCGAGUGGAGCAAGGGAACGGCGAAGGGAGCCAUGGUGGCUCAGGUGACGGAGGACGGCAACAUCGUCCGCAUUCUCGACGACUCCGAAGGGAAGGUGAUCAACUUCGUGACAUCGGUGACGGAGUUCAACGGGGACAUCUUCCUCGGCAGCCUCGCGACCAACUUCGUCGGGAAAUUAUCUCUGGCGCAGGUGAUACAGCAGGAGCAGUGAGCAGCACAUCUCCAGCCCUUGGAGCACGAGGAAAGUUUACGUGCCUGUUUCUGCAAACAAUUGGAUCUUGUAGUAAGGCUUUCGAAAAGAAUUCGGAUUUCUGUACUGUAACAUUUUUAUUUUUAUUUGUCAAAUAUUAUCCAAUUAUGGACUAACUAGGUUUAAAAGAUUCA
This is a messenger RNA of Sorghum bicolor (sorghum), 1439 nucleotides long. RefSeq names its product protein STRICTOSIDINE SYNTHASE-LIKE 4-like. The record is from RefSeq and is a predicted model, not a curated record. Gene Ontology annotation, biological process: biosynthetic process. The coding region runs from base 184 to 1266 and encodes 360 amino acids. The transcript is spliced from 6 exons. NCBI's taxonomy places the organism in Eukaryota, Viridiplantae, Streptophyta, Magnoliopsida, Poales, Poaceae. Gene Ontology annotation, molecular function: strictosidine synthase activity.